Cladocopium goreaui is the source of this 1124-nucleotide messenger RNA. Lineage: Eukaryota; Dinophyceae; Suessiales; Symbiodiniaceae. The record is from the annotation of a GenBank genome assembly.
CAGAUCGAAAAGCCGUUGCUGCGCUCCGUGUGAGUGCUGAAACAUAGCCCCCCUUUGUGGUUGGCAGACCAUGGCCGCCAAUGGCACGCUGCCGGCGCCUCCUGGCUUGAGCGAAGCCGAGGGGCCGCCGACCCACGAGGUGGUGCGUGAUGCCGUGCUGAGAGAUAUUGAGACCAAGGUGGCCGAGAAGAUGGAAGAGAUUUGGCGAAAGGGUCGCCAAAUGCUGGCACAGGUCCAUCAGAAACAGCAAGAAAAGACCGAGCAGCUGAUGGCGCAGAUCCAACAGUGUAAAGAGCAGCAAGAAGUCUUAGAAAGGGAGAACCAGACCCUGAAGCAGGUCCUCACCAAGAUGGCCUCGCACCUUUCGCAGCUGGGCCUGGAGAAGCCUGGUGUAGGCUACUCUUCACCCACCACUGCGGGCAGCGUCACCACCACACCACAGAGGGCCACACAGUCUGAGGGCACACCGGCGGACGUCAGCGGGGAGGUGUCUACUUCGCCCCCUGAGGUAUCCGCCUUUCCCUUCGCGUCGAUGGCUGCGCCUUUAUCACUGGCUGAGGCCUUGAGCUCUUCACUGUCCUCUCCGGUUCCGCCAACGCCCUUGUCGUUGGCGAAGACGUUGGCCGGGGAGGCUGCCUCGCCUGCAGUGCCAACAGCGCCGUGGCCGCCACAGGUGUUCAGUAUGACGCUGCGAAAAGCGGAUGGGGCUGAACUGGGACUCAAUGUGAAAGCAUUGGAUAGCCAGAAGGUGGUCCUGGUGGAGGGCAUCAGGGCCGACGGAGCCGUGGAAGCGUGGAACAGGCAAUGUGUGAGCAGCGCUCAUCCGGAACGUGCCAUUUUGGCGGGGGAUCGCAUCAUCAGUGUCAAUGGCAUCUCUUACGAACCGGAUAAAAUGCUGGAAGAAUGCCGGGACAAGCACCUCCUCAAGUUGACGCUUCUUCGUGGAGAUCUGGGAACGGAGCUUGCUGCACCGCUGACUUUACGUGCUGAUGCCUCUGAGUUUGUUCCUAAGGGUGAGCCGGUUGUGCGUGACAGGUGACGCCGGUAAUGCAACUCGCCGCCCGAACAAAAAAAAGGAAGCGCCAGUAAUUUCACGACGCGAUCCCAGCGGGUCGAAAAGGUGG